Molecule: messenger RNA, 2395 nt
Organism: Larimichthys crocea (large yellow croaker)
Lineage: Eukaryota; Metazoa; Chordata; Actinopteri; Sciaenidae
Product: zinc finger and SCAN domain-containing protein 26-like
Exons: 5
Coding region: 49-1971 (640 amino acids)
Source: RefSeq, a predicted model, not a curated record
GAUAUCACGAUCUGCAGUGAACAUUUUACCAGUGACUGUUAUGAAACAAUGACUCCUGGCACGGUCCAGCUGAAGUCUGGUGCUGUCCCAUCACUGUGUAUCAAGUCAGAGCCAGAUGAACCAGAGCCAUGCCAGGGCACUGUGGGAACCCUACAUGUUGCUUCUCAGUGUGAUCAAAUUAAAACAUGUAAUAGUCCAUCUUCUCAUUCUGAAGAAUCAGGACUGACUUCAGUGGCUGCCCAAGAAAGCCCAGUGCACAGUGAUACUUCAGAUGCUUUCAUGUCUGAUUAUAGUCAGAUGCUGCAAAAAGUUGUGAACAUUGAUAUGAUCAGGGAAAAAGCUGCUCUUCUACAGAUGAAAGGGAAGUAUGUUGUGAAUGAAAAACGACUCCUCCCAUUGUUCAGCUGCAAGUGCCCGUUAUGUGGUUCUAAAGUAAAGGUGGAGAAGGUCACCUAUGGGGUGCUCAUCAUCUUGAACCAACAGUGCCUUCAGUGUGACUACAGAAACCAAUGGAAAAGCCAAGUCAAUGCCAGUGUCCCAACAGAUGACGAUCAACCCCUGACAAGAGGCAUAGAUGUGACUGCAGAGAUCCAACAGAUGGUGCCAACAGAUGACAAACACAGCGCCGUCACAGGUGUCUCUGAGGUUGCUACUGUUAGUGAAGAGGAGAGUGAUCCCACGGAUGAAACGGAGGAAUCAGGCAAUGAAGUUGAAAUGGAUUCAGAUGAUGACUGGAAGCCAAAGGAGGAGCUUAUACUGAAAAACAGGCUUACACAUAGUGAUGAAUCUGAUGAGGAGACCGAAAACGAAGAUGAUUAUUAUCCUCCGCUUGCCUUUGAACUCAGUCAGCUCUGCACAGAGUGCGGGAAGUUUUUCAAUAAACGGAAGCCUCACACGUGUGAGCAUAAAAUCAAACCCUUUUCUUGCAAUAUUUGUGGUAAGAGAUGCGUCACUGAAGUCUCUCUAAAUUCUCACAGCAGAGUCCACGAUGCAAACUAUGAGCACCGAUGUAAAUACUGCCACGCUACAUUCAAAACAAAAGUGGACAAACGCACGCAUGAGCAGACUCACGUAACCGAAGGAAGGCCGUAUAAAUGUCCUGACUGUCCAGAGAUAUUUGCCACAAAUAAAGAGCGCAGAAUCCACCUGCAGGAUCACAGAGGCCUCCGACAGUUAAAAUGUGACUUCUGUGGGAUUGAAUUCUACCGUAACCAAGCUCUCCAGAGACACUUAGCUGUGCACACAGGAGAGAAACCAUUCAAGUGUUCAGUUUGCCAACGUGGCUUCAACCAGACGAACCACCUGAAAUCCCACAUGCGUCUGCACACGGGAGAGAGACCUUACAAGUGUCAGCAUUGUGACAAAUGCUUCAAUCACAACGUGAGCUUGAAGAGUCAUGUCCAGCGUUACCACACACCUAAUUCUGGAUGUGAAGAGAACACAAAAAAGACAAAGGAAAGGGAAAGUAACAGUAGUGAUGCUGUGGGAAAUGGAAACAAGAGAGGUGCAGAUUCAGGGCUAGACAAUGUAGAAGAAGAAGAAGAGGAAGAAGAAGAAGUAGAAGAGGAUAAAGAGGAAGAGGAGAGAAUAUAUAGAGCUAAUAUAAAAAGGAGAACGACAGGUAGACCCAUAGGAAGGCCUAAGAGAAAUGCAAGCCAGGGUUCAAACACUAAAACUGCCAAAGUAAAGGUUAGGAAGAAGAAGCGAACAUGUGGCAGUGAUGAAGAGAACGAGGGUGAGCCGAUCGAAAGUGACUUAUCCUUUGAGUUGACAGAGGAGGAAGAGGAGAGAAGUGACAAAGUGACAUCGAGCACCAGCAGAUCGAGAGGAAGGGCAAAAAGAUCUGACAGUGACUGUGAUUUUGACCCAGAGGUCUCGAAGAGAAAGAAGUGCAGCAGCCAGAACAGUGGGAAGGGCUCAGGGAAGCGCAGGGGAAGACCAAGAAAGAAUCAAGUGGUGGAAGACACGUAAAAACACACCGAGCUAAAACAAUUUAUUUAAGAGAAAUACAAUGUAGUGUUAAAAAGAACUGGACUGUUUCCCAUGUAUUUGAUAAUGCACAUGCACCCUGCAGUAUGUUCACAUUUCUUUGGUUUUAAAAUACUUCUGAAUCCUGUUCAUCAAACUGGUUACAAGUAGAUUAAACUAGGUUGUUGGAAAGUGCCUGCUUUCCUUUGGUAUGUAAAUAUACAAUACUGCCAUAAUACUGUUAUCUACUCUAUGUGAACAUUAGAUCUGAAAGAAGAGGUUAACAUUAAAAAGACUGAAUGGUGUCAGCCAAAUUUUAACAUCAAUGAUCGCUCUUUUGUAUACAAGUGUUCAAGUAAGUUGUCUGCUACCAUGCACAACACCAUGAAACUGAAGCAACUAAAUAAAAGUAUUACCCAUUAUAAUA